Molecule: messenger RNA, 1991 nt
Organism: Triplophysa rosa
Lineage: Eukaryota; Metazoa; Chordata; Actinopteri; Cypriniformes; Nemacheilidae
Exons: 1
Coding region: 1-1989 (662 amino acids)
Molecular function (GO): nucleic acid binding; zinc ion binding
Source: RefSeq, a predicted model, not a curated record
AUGGAGAAGAAAGCACAUUGUAAGUUGCACAGUCAUGUAGAAGAAAAAGACAAAGUGAAGUGGUAUAAUGCAGGAAAGCAUGGUAGCGAGGAAGAUACUCUGAGGAAGAAACUUAGAAUGUGGACUAGAGUAGCGUUAACAAGCACAGCACUCAGCUCACAGAAACCACAGGGAGGUGAGAGAAAAGGGGAAGUGAACAGCUCAAAGACCAGAGAGAGAAAGGAAGAGAAUGCAGGAAGCACUCAGACUACCCCUUCUGCUCCGCCCCCAGAAAAGCCCAACCCAACUUCAUUAUACCCGAUUUUGAACCAUCCCCCACCAUAUGAGCCGUCCCAACAGCAGGUAGUGGUGGAGAUCAGCAACGGAGAAGUAGAUGUUGAUUUAGGAGGAAUGACAGAUGCAAUAGAACAAUUAAAUUAUGAAGUCAGGGAAAUAAAGGCAGUAAUAAGGAAGGGCAAAGAUGGCCACGAAUACCAGCAACAACCCAAACCGAGACAAAAGGUACCGCAAAGUAUACAAACAUUAGAGGAAGUGGAGGAAGAAGUGAGUGAGGGGGAAUUAGGAGGAGGUUUAAUACAAUUACCAACUACUUCACCACGUAUAACAUUAACAAGAUCACCACCGUCUACACCCCAACCCAUAAUACUGCCUCCUACCCCAGGUAAUUACGCACCAUACCCAGAAGCAGGGUAUGAAAGGGAAAUACCCAUAAAAGUCCAGAUUACUGGAGACAUGACUGUAGGGGAGCCAAUAGCAAAAAGAACAAGAAGCUUGGUUCAACAUGGCCAGGGAGAAGAAGACUUUUUUAGGUACGGCCCACAGCACCAAUUGUUUAUGCCCCAAAUCCAGGCGCCCCUAGUGACAAGAGCAGGUGGAAAUCGCCUAUAUCAACCUUGGUCACACAGUGACAUGACAGCAAUAGCGAGUAAAUUGCCACCCAUUACCUCAGGAGGCAGCAGAUGGUUGAGUAAGCUGACAGCACUCAGCCAUGGCACUGACUUGGCUUUGGGUGACUUGAGAUGCCUGUUGGGUCAGAUACUGACAGCCUCACAAAUGCAAAAUUUAGAGCUCGAUGCAAAUACUAUGUAUGUUGCAAAUGAGAUACCAUUUACCAGAGUAAGUACUGUUGUAAGCCAAACUCUUCGUCGAAUAUAUCCUGUGCCACCAACAGUGUACCAGAAUAUAAAAUUCCGCAUUAAGCCAGGUGAGACUGGAGCGGCUUAUUAUUUCCGUUGUGCUGCUGAGUGGGAACAAAUGGUGGAGGAAAACAGUUUAAACAACCCUGUGACACGAGACAUAUUUAGAGCAGCAGUAAUGACAGGAGCUCCAAAUGGAGUAAAACAAGCAAUGGAGAAUAACCCAGAUAUCCCAGUGGCAAGUAACGAGGUAUGGGAAAGACAUUUAGUGCACCACACAGACAGAGCAGUGGAAAGAGCCAAUAAAGAGGAAGAGGAACUAGAAAGAGUUAAAACCCAGUUGUUAAAAUUGCAAUUAGAAAAAGCCAAAAGUGAAGGGACAACCAAAAAGGCCAAGCAAAUGCCACAACAUACUCCCAAUGCACCCCAACCCAUAGACCCAUAUCAAGGACCCCCUUACAGUGGUUCUCCUUUUAGAGGACCGACACACCACCAUCCAUAUAGCAACCCACAUUAUGCCCAAGGAACAAACCGUAGGCAGGGAUCCCCCUGGAGAGGAAAUGGACGUAGACAGGGAGGGCAAGGGAGAGGGGGGCAGAGUGGGACGCAGUGUUUCGUGUGCGGCGAAAAUGGACAUUGGGCAAGAAAUUGUCCACAAAACGAGUCACAGACUCAAGGCCAAUAUAACGGUCCACCUGCGGGGGGAUGGGGUCCCCGAAGAGGUGGCGCCGGUGGUCUUGGCAGGGGACCACAAACCCCAUACAACCCGGGGCAACACUUCCCGUCACCUUCCAACCUACAGGUGCCUGUGCACCCAACAUGGGGCCCGGAGGGUGGGGCGGAGGAAUGUUGAAG